Molecule: messenger RNA, 791 nt
Organism: Castor canadensis (American beaver)
Lineage: Eukaryota; Metazoa; Chordata; Mammalia; Rodentia; Castoridae
Source: RefSeq, a predicted model, not a curated record
CAAAAGGAAACGAAGGACGCAUGCGUUUGGUGGGUCCCGGAUUCUGGUGGGUCCUUCCGCUUAGGCCAGGUGAAGCGCUUCCGGGUCGCCACCGGCUGCCGCCUCCCGGCGCGAUGAGGAAACUGAGGCCCAGAGAGGUUAAGUGACUUGGCCAAAGUGAAACAUCUAGUAAGUGGUGGAGCCAGGACUCAAACCCAGGAGCCAUGUCCACCUUGUUCCCUUCACUCUUCCCCCGUGUGACUGAGACACUUUGGUUUAAUCUGGACCGACCUUGUGUGGAGGAGACAGAGCUGCAGCAGCAAGAACAGCAGCAUCAAGCCUGGCUCCAAAGCAUCGCAGAGAAAGACAACAACCUGGUACCUAUUGGCAAGCCAGCCUCAGAGCACUAUGAUGAUGAGGAAGAGGAAGAUGAUGAAGAUGAUGAAGACAGUGAAGAGGAUUCAGAGGAUGAUGAGGACAUGCAGGACAUGGAUGAGAUGAAUGACUAUAAUGAGUCACCUGAUGAUGGAGAGGUCAAUGAGCCUCCUCUCCAGGUGGACAUGGAAGGCAACGAACAGGAUCAGGACCAGUGGAUGAUCUAGCCCACAGAACCAGCUGAUGGACCUACUGCCUAAAAGCUCAUUCCCGGGCACUUCCUCAGCUGCUGCCAGAACCUGGUUUCCCUGGCCCCUCCCAAGUCAUCAUUCUGCUCUUGAAUCCCCAGAGCUUGAGUCUACCCCACCUUCCUGGCUGGUACCUCACCCUUUGGUUGCCAGGUUGGAUCCCUUUCUAACCCUGUUUUAAUAAAGAUA